AUGUAAACAUGACGUGUUCAUCGAGAGCAUCGAGAUAUAUUAAUUGAAUGGUCUUUAAAGAAGACGAAGACGACGACACAAAACCUUGCGUAUGCAUCCAUGGCGUCGAUGCCGAGCAAACUAAUUGUUCUCCUAGUCUGCUAUGUCUUUCUUCUCGGCUAUGCGUCAUCGUCUUCAUCAUCAUCUGAUAUAUCUCUUCCAUCUUCGUCUCCGAAGGUCUCCUUGGCCCUGUACUAUGAGUCUCUCUGUCCGUAUUGCUCCGCCUUCAUAGUGAACCACCUCCCGAAGCUAUUCGAAGACGAUCUCAUAUCAAUCGUCGAUCUCCAUCUCUCUCCGUGGGGUAAUACCAAGCUCCUCCCCGAUAACGUCACUGCUGUUUGCCAGCACGGGAAAUAUGAAUGCUUCUUGGAUACAGUAGAAGCUUGUGCGAUUGAUGCUUGGCCUAAAUUGAGUGAUCAUUUCCCGUUCAUCUACUGUAUCGAGAAGUUGGUGACUGAACACAAGUAUGACAAGUGGGAGACGUGUUAUGAGAAGCUCAAUCUCAACUCUAAGCCUGUUGCCGAUUGUCUCAGCAGUGGACACGGAAACAAGCUUGCGUUGCACUAUGCCGCCGAAACAAAGGCACUUCAGCCUCCUCAUGAAUACGUACCCUGGGUAGUCGUGAAUGGUCGGCCUCUCUAUGAGGACUAUGAAAACUUCAUAAGCUACAUCUGCGAGGCGUACAAAGCUAAUAAAGUGCCUGGCGCAUGCGCCAAAUAUUCAUCCGGCAGCUUCAUUCGCAGUUUCAACAUGAAACGCUUCCCUCUGGUUUGCCGGAAAGGAGUUCUUAAGAUGUCGGAUGUGUUGGAACGUAUCAAAACCUCUUUAUCCUCAUACAUCAACAUUGCAGGCCUGCUAUAAACCCUUCCUGUUUCUUUUUACCUAUGUGACAAGACAACACACCCUAAAAAAGCUAUCUAGAUCCUGGGAUUUGAUGAAUAUAUAUGUUUCAGAAUGUGUGUUUGUUCACUACCUUUGAAGAAUCUCAUUAGUAUGUAUCAGAAUGUAAUGUAUGUGUGUUUGUUCACAGCCUUUGAAGAAUCGCAUUAUUAGUUUUAUAUG
Molecule: messenger RNA, 1101 nt
Organism: Camelina sativa (false flax)
Lineage: Eukaryota; Viridiplantae; Streptophyta; Magnoliopsida; Brassicales; Brassicaceae
Product: gamma-interferon-responsive lysosomal thiol protein
Molecular function (GO): oxidoreductase activity, acting on a sulfur group of donors, disulfide as acceptor
Source: RefSeq, a predicted model, not a curated record